CGUCAGUCAGUGACGAUCCGACGGUGUGGAUAACGGAUCGAUUAUCAAUAUGAGGAACAUUGGAGGUGGGCCGAUUUAAAUUCGUUUGAAUCGUUUAUAUAAGCGAGAGGUCAUGCCGUCCAGCCGACGAUUACGGGUGACUUAGUGGGUCCCCUGACCUUUUAUACACACACCUCUGCUCGCUACACCCCAAUCUCUCUCUCUCUCCUCAUUUGCUCUCCUAGUCGCUCUUGCUUUCUCGUCUGCGUGUGUAAGGGUGCGAAACUUUUUCUCCGUUUCCUCUCAUGGCGUCCGCUCGAGAGGGACACUAUCGGGGGGUACGCAAGAGGCCAUGGGGUCGCUACGCCGCUGAGAUACGUGAUCCCUGGAAGAAGACAAGGGUUUGGUUGGGUACAUUUGACACUCCGGAAGAAGCUGCGCUCGCCUAUGACGGCGCCGCUCGCAACCUCCGUGGAGCCAAGGCGAAGACCAACUUCCCAGCUCCGGUCACCACCGGUCUCCCCCUAGACCUUAACCUCCCCUCAACCGGCCACUGGAACUCCCACUCCGGCCGUCUCGUACUCGGUGAGUUCUUACAGACCGGCGUUCUCAAAGAUAUGAGCUGUGGCUCCCAGUCCGAGUCUUCGUCAUCACCACAUAAGCGAGAAGGUCCGGUUGCUGUCUCUUCUGGCGUGUCCCACGUGCAGGGGAGUCCGGCAACGGCGUCGUUUCUGGGGCUCGUGCGCCGCGGGUUACCUGUUGAUCUGAACGAGCCUCCUCCGUUGUGGCUUUGAAUGUGUAUGCAUGAGAGCUGUCUACCCUUUUUUUAGGGGGUCGUUUUGCGUCUCUGAUCACUUAAAAUCUCCCUGUUUUAUUCCUUCUGUUUUCCCAUUCUAUGGCUUAGUGCCUAGCUAGUUUCAUUUUUCUCUCUGUUUUGAGACUAAUCGGGAGGGAGUAACCGGGAAAAAAUCAUUAAGAAAUGAAAACCAUAUGUAAAUACUAGUAUGUUUUUGGUUUUUGUUUCCAUGAAACAAGACAGUUCCACUUUAUAAUGGUUUCAAUUUGUCCA
This is a messenger RNA of Carya illinoinensis, 1048 nucleotides long. Its product is annotated as ethylene-responsive transcription factor 12. The record is from RefSeq and is a predicted model, not a curated record. The coding region runs from base 285 to 773 and encodes 162 amino acids. Gene Ontology annotation, biological process: regulation of DNA-templated transcription. Gene Ontology annotation, molecular function: DNA binding; DNA-binding transcription factor activity. The transcript has a single exon. Lineage: Eukaryota; Viridiplantae; Streptophyta; Magnoliopsida; Fagales; Juglandaceae.